Messenger RNA from Atta colombica, 1716 nucleotides. It is a transcript of the gene nkd, whose product is annotated as protein naked cuticle homolog 2. Lineage: Eukaryota; Metazoa; Arthropoda; Insecta; Hymenoptera; Formicidae. Gene Ontology annotation, cellular component: cytoplasm. Gene Ontology annotation, biological process: negative regulation of Wnt signaling pathway. The record is from RefSeq and is a predicted model, not a curated record. Gene Ontology annotation, molecular function: calcium ion binding. Bases 24 to 1712 code for a protein of 562 amino acids. The transcript is spliced from 5 exons.
ACCCAUGCACGCAUGAAGGUCCCAUGGCUACCGGAUUGGUAAAGUGGUGGCGAGCAAGGUUCCUCGCUGGCUACAGACCCUUUUCUGUCGUAGGGACCAAUACAGAAGGUAGCGAUUCCGAGGAAUUGCUUACGGGCGUCCCGACGACCUGUAACGUUUCGUCACCACCGACGACGGAGUCGCAACCGAUUUUAAUCUCGUCCGUAGAGUCGCCCCAGGUCGCGGCUGAUAGCUCGGGCGUACCUGCUGGACCUACCAGUAAUGAUGAACAGCCUACCUGCGGUACAACGAAACAGCUUAGUUUUGAGGAAUUUGAGUGCGACGUGUCGGUCGCGGACGGUGACAGGAGGCGGCAGGAGUUCUCUUUCACUCUGUACGACUUUGACGGACACGGGAAGAUCACCAAGGACGACAUAGCUGGUCUGGUGACCACCAUUUACGAUACGUUAGGCGCUUCGAUACAAGUACCGCCGUGCGGUAGUAAGACAAUUAAAGUGAAACUGACGGUGUCGCCAGAUCAGCGGGGUAGCAGCAGCAGCAGCCAGGCACCGCGCAAUGCCGCUGGCACCUGCCUAAAUGCCACGCAAACAUCACAGACUGCUACAUUGCCCGGUCACCAGCACAACCCGUCCUGUUGUCAUUUGAAACACGCCGCCCCGUGUAGCCAUGCAGCAGCAGCCGCCGCCACCACCACUACUCGGCAUGGCGCGAACAGAGUUCCUAGAAGGAGAAGAGCAACGCGGUAUCGUUGUCAGACUGAGCGAAAAGAAGUGGAGACACAUAGUGAGGACGACGACGAGAACGCCAGAACGAAUCGAGUGCAGCAAGAGGAGCUUCGUAGACGAGUCGGUCCGGUGCCCCAUUUACCAUCUCCCUAUUCAAACAGCUCGGAGGGUGAUGUGAGUGAUGAUAGUGACACUUCCCCCGCGUUCUCGCCAUUAACGCCGCUUCUUACGACGAAUCAGAGGAAACGCAGCGGCGCCCUACAAAGACAACAAUUGCUGGAAAUUAUUCAGGCUAAUAUGGAGAAAAAUAAUCUCAGUUUUCAUACAUCAAGGAAACGGCAUCAAAAUGAACAAUCGCGCAUUCCAUCUCAUAGUCCCCAUAUAGAAACUUCGAAUCAUAAUAAUCAGGACUGUCACACCUCUCUAGAGCCUCGUCAAGCGAAUACAAACUAUCACAAACCAAUCCGGGAAAGCACUCAUUCCGUGUCGUUUCCCAAAACGCCGGUCAAGUCGCGAUCGGCGAAUCUCAGAAAAACGCGACACACGAGGAACAAUGUAACACAUUCCUCUCCCCAGACUUACACGACGUAUUCGCAAUUACUGAAUCGUAACGUGAUCGCGCCAACUAUCUACAAUGAUACGCCGCAGCACACCAACAGUAGCAGCAAUGUUCAUCGCAACAUCGUCAACCUCGUUCCGAAUAAUAAUCAACAAACGGCCAAUCAUCAGACUAUUACCAACAAUCACAACAAUUUGCAGCGCAAUGACGCGCAAUUCGUUCAUACGCAAUGUGGCAGAGCGAGCAAGAAGCAUCAGCUGAAGCACGCCACGCGGGAGCAAGACCAGGCUCGAGCGAUGGCGCAGGUCGUGCGUUGGCUCGAACGUGAAUUCUCACAAAAUGCGGUGGCAGCAACGUCCAAUCGAAGACACGUCCACGAGCACAUACAUCAUCACUAUCAUCACUAUCACGCUGAGGCUCUGGUUUAAUCGG